Messenger RNA from Cololabis saira (Pacific saury), 989 nucleotides. RefSeq names its product fibroblast growth factor receptor 4-like. The transcript has 4 exons. NCBI's taxonomy places the organism in Eukaryota, Metazoa, Chordata, Actinopteri, Beloniformes, Belonidae. The record is from RefSeq and is a predicted model, not a curated record. The coding region runs from base 336 to 767 and encodes 143 amino acids.
CUUUAAUGAAACUCACCUCUGUUACAAUCAGACCACUUAAAGACAACAUUACAUAACUGAAUGUUUCACCAGAGAUUGUGUGUGUUGAAGUCUCUUCUCUGUGCUGACAAACCUAAAUAUGUAGGUUAAAUAUGUUUCUAGGGUCAGGUUGAUGUGUGAAGUGUAAAACGUUUCUCAGAGUGUUUUUCUCUGCAGCAGGAAUCAGUGAUGGAAUCGUUCUGCAUCACAGAGCUGGAGAUGACGUCAUUUUACCGUCUAACGUUGAUUCUUCAUAUUACCCAUGUUCUGAUGUUGACUGGAUUUAUUACAACAUUCAAGAUGCAGACGAACACAUCAUGGUUAAAAAUGGAAAUAUUAAGAAGACGUCACGUGGAGCUGACAGGAUGAGUUUGAGCAGUUACUGCUCUCUGAUCAUCAACAGCGUCACUGCUGAAGAUGCUGGUCGUUACACCUGUAGGAUUAGUAAUGCUGUUGGUUCCUCCCACACAUCUGUGUAUCUGAGUGUUUUAACAGAUUCCAGUCUGAUCAAUACCAGAUUGAUUAUUGGAUGGGUGGACAAGGGGCUGAUGGUGGUUCUGGUCAUCAUCGCUAAGUUUCUCAUCAUUUACAGGAUGAAAGUUAAAAGGAACAAUCCCAAACAUCAAACAGAUGUUCAGUUACCAAUGCAGCAGUUUGUGAACAGGGAUGAAGAUGAAGAUGAUGAUGAUGUGGUGAACUAUGAAAAUGUUGAAGACCUGCCUGCUUCUGUCCGAUCCACGGAUCAAUAAAUCAGCUGUGUGUGAUGGAAACGUUAGCGUUAGCCUGGCUACAGAGCAGCAGACGGAUGUUUUGUCUUUGAAAGCUCAACUCUGUUUAUGACAAUCCUAGUGUUUAGUCUUCAUCAUUUUGUGAUCUUCAAAAAUACUAUGCAGCUUUUCCUCAGCAUCACUCCUGCAUCGAGGAGCCUGAUGGAUGUUUGACCCACUUGCUAAUGAUGUAUUAAAUCUCCU